This is a messenger RNA of Hyaena hyaena (striped hyena), 710 nucleotides long. Its product is annotated as EKC/KEOPS complex subunit TPRKB-like. The record is from RefSeq and is a predicted model, not a curated record. Gene Ontology annotation, cellular component: EKC/KEOPS complex; nucleus; cytosol. The transcript has 4 exons. Lineage: Eukaryota; Metazoa; Chordata; Mammalia; Carnivora; Hyaenidae. Gene Ontology annotation, biological process: telomere maintenance via recombination; tRNA threonylcarbamoyladenosine modification.
AUGAGUGGUCUGUACAAGGGUGCUCCGAGAAACAUCUUCGUGACGCACCCUCCUCCAUCUGCAGCUGCCCACGCCACACGCAUGCUCCCUCCAGUACGGCGCUGCCUGCAGAUAAAGCCCUUGAGAGCUGUGCCUCGGCAUCAGAGCCUGCCUGCCUGCACAACUAGCGAAUCAGGCAGCAACCUCGAUCCUUUGGUAAGGGAAGCUAGACACAACUCAGCAGGGGGUGACUCUUCUGUUAAGGAUGUCAAAAAUGCUGGAGACCUGAGGAAAAAGGCCAUGGAAGGUGCUAUUGAUGAUGCAUUAAUAAACACUAAGGUGGUUGUCGAUCCAUUUCAGAUACUUGUGGCAGCAAAUAAAGCAGUUCAUCUCUACAGACUGGGAAAAAUCAAGAAAAAAACUCUAUCAACUGAAAUUAUUUUCAAUCUUUCCCCGGAUAACAGUAUUUCAGAAGCUUUGAAAAAAUUUGAUAUCUCAGCAAAUGACACUUCAAUUCUAAUUGUUUACAUUGAAGAGGGAUAAAAACAAAUAAAUCGAGAAGACCUAAUAUUUCAGGUAGAAGGUCACCAAGUUUCUCUGAAAAAUCUUCCUGAUAUAACAACUAUUACAGAAGUCAAAAAUAUAUAUAAACUAUCUUCACAUGAAGAAAGUAUUGGAACAUUAUUGGAUGGUAUUAUUUGUAGAAUGUCAACAAAAGAUGUUUUGUAAAA